Molecule: messenger RNA, 559 nt
Organism: Macrobrachium nipponense
Lineage: Eukaryota; Metazoa; Arthropoda; Malacostraca; Decapoda; Palaemonidae
Product: cuticle protein 8-like
Exons: 4
Coding region: 1-462 (153 amino acids)
Cellular component (GO): extracellular matrix
Source: RefSeq, a predicted model, not a curated record
AUGUUCAGAAUGUUCGCAACUAUUGUUCUUCUGUCUGGAAUAGCUGUCACGCAAGCAACAGAUCACUAUGCAUCUCUACAGUAUAAAUCGCACCCAAAAUUUAAGACAUCAAUCUAUACAAUAAAAAGUUAUGAGUUUAGUAAUCGCCCUCUCGAGUUCACUGAUAUUCAACGGUCAAAUAGAUACUCUUUUCAUGACGGAAAGGAGCCCACUCCUUACAACUACAAUUAUGGUGUAAUUGAUGCCUACGCUGGGACGGACUUCGCUCACAACGAGGAUUCCGACGGCAAGAACGUGAAAGGGUCAUACACGGUACAGCUUCCGGAUGGUCGCAGACAAACGGUCAAGUAUGUUGCUGAUCACCUCGGCGGUUUCCAAGCUGAAGUAAGCUACCAAGGAGACGCCCAGUACCCCAAAGAAUACGGACCUCCGGUCACCUUCAAGCCCAAAUCUUACCAUUAAGGAGCAUCAACAUCACCUACCACUUCGUAACAAACCCAGAAACCGUUAAAACGUGCAGUUUCUGCUAGUCACUGUUAUGAGUUUUUCAUGAAUAAAU